UUUAUUUAUUUUGUAUCACUGGUGAAUGGUUUGUCACUAUACAACGACACUAAUGUUAGCUCUAUACAAGUUCAGCCAAGUUUUUAUGUUUCUCCAACAAUUGCAAACUCAGAUAAUUAUGAAAAUGAAGUUUUUCAAGAAGCAACUGAUUCAUUAACAACUAUAACUACAAGUAAUACACCAAAACAACUCUUGCAAAUUUUUACUAUCAACAAAUUGCCUACUUUAGGCGCAGUAAAAAUACCAACAAUAAACUCAAAUGAAGUCUCUUCAACAUUACCAGUAGAAAGUUCUGAUAUAAGAUCAAUUGUUUUACUGAACAAUUCUACAUUAAAAAACGAUAGCUUAAUCAAUUAUCAAGUUUUGCCAACUGAGAGAACAACAAAUGCUAUUUUUGACACUUCCUUCAAUACUAUCUUAUUAACAAAUACAAAUAUGUCUAUUUUUCAAGUUUCAAGUGUUGCGAUUUUUUCAUUAUCUGAUAAAAAUACUCCAAACCGCAACUACUUCGGGAUUUAUUCUAAAUCAAUCACAAAAUCAAAAAGUACAAAACAAUACGUAGUUAACAUCCCUGUUUCUGAAUCUCAAACAUUAUUAGCGAUUACGACUGCAACAGUAUUGUCAUCAGUUGUGUUACCGUCAUUUGUACUUCCGACAGCAUCAUCAAAAGCUUCCGUUAACUACAACAUGAAUUUUAAAGAACAUUUUCUGGUUUGUCAACCAGACGAAAACGUUUGUUUAAACAAAGGAAUCUGUUAUAAGUCACCUAAUUUCAGAUUUUGCAGAUGCACUGGAGACUAUAUUGGAUCUUUGUGUGAAACCAAAGCAGUUAGCGGUAUUGACAGUGUUGUAGUUUGGUUAGGAACUAUCUGUGGGGGAUUACUUCUUCUUCUUAUCAUUAGCACUUAUUUUGUUCAUAUGAAACUAAACAAAGGAAAUAAAGAAAAAAAAAAGCUCGAAGAUGAGCUUCAGUCGGUUAAAAAUCAAAAUGCUAAGUUGAUAGCUGAGUCAAAAAACAGAAGACGGUUUUCAUCUAGUGAAUGUAGCUUUUACACAACUGAUUAUUACGUACCCAAACCUUAUAAAAAGAAACCAUCAGAUGCAAGUUUACAAACUAGCAAUGAACUUAAUUUUAAAUGCAAACAAGAAAACCUUAUUUUAAAUGACGUAAUUGAUGAGGAGGAUGAUGUUAAGCAAUCGGCUGUUGAAAAAUGUACGAACUCAAAACAAGAAGACAUUUGGGGAAAUAAUUGCAACGCAGAACCUGUGGCCAACAUCAAUGUAAAAGCUUCCGACCUAACACCUAUGACUUCUUCUUCAAAUCUUUCGUCAAUUAGAGCACAAAGUGAAACAGGUUUAAAUAUGCGUGUUCUAAAUAACAGAUACGAUGACAAAAAUAACUCAAAGCAUCCCUUUAGGUAUGAUGCUAAACUAAAAAACUUUGCGUACCAACAUUACAGCAAAAGUUUAGAAAUGAUAAACACUGACAGAAUGGAUUCGUUAUCUACACAAUUUCUAAAAUACAGAAGCAACGAUGAAAACAUAUUUAUAGGUAAUUUGACGUCAAAAACCAAUGAAGAACUUAAUGUAGAUGACAUUUUGAAAAAUAGAGUAAUAUUAGAAACUUUAAACAAAAGAAAACGCAAAGGAAUAUGGGCUCAACAACAAGAAAGAAAAAGGGAUUAUUGUAUUUAUUAAGUUUUUAGUUAUUAAACAACUUUUUAUUAGUUAAAAUAUUAUGCUGUAUUUCCUUUUAUAAUCCAUU
Molecule: messenger RNA, 1765 nt
Organism: Hydra vulgaris (swiftwater hydra)
Lineage: Eukaryota; Metazoa; Cnidaria; Hydrozoa; Anthoathecata; Hydridae
Source: RefSeq, a predicted model, not a curated record